This is a messenger RNA of Sceloporus undulatus (fence lizard), 3379 nucleotides long. RefSeq names its product short chain dehydrogenase/reductase family 42E, member 1 (gene SDR42E1). The coding region runs from base 170 to 1360 and encodes 396 amino acids. The transcript is spliced from 3 exons. Gene Ontology annotation, molecular function: 3-beta-hydroxy-Delta5-steroid dehydrogenase (NAD+) activity. Gene Ontology annotation, biological process: steroid biosynthetic process. NCBI's taxonomy places the organism in Eukaryota, Metazoa, Chordata, Lepidosauria, Squamata, Phrynosomatidae. The record is from RefSeq and is a predicted model, not a curated record.
CAUGGAGAUGCCUUGCCCACAUAGGAGGAGCAAAGCAUGGGGCCAUGGGGCGGGAGCAUUGCAAGCUGCAAGGGUGGAAAAAUUACUUGUGCAAUACUUUUUGCCCUGGGUGGAGAUCAUUUGCCAGUUUCGGGGCUUGUUUGCUUAAGACAGUGACAGAGGGCAAAACAUGGAUAAAGAAAAUUGCAUCAAAGAAACCGUUCUUAUCACAGGAGGAGGUGGUUACUUUGGAUUCCGUCUAGGUUGUGCCCUUUCCAAGAAAGAUGUGGAUGUGAUUCUGUUUGAUGUCUCAGCACCCAUCCAACAGAUUCCCACAGGAGUGAGAUUCAUGCAAGGUGACGUUCGCGUCACAUCAGAAGUAGAAGAGGCUCUCCGAGGGGUGACCUUCGUCUUCCACAUUGCAUCUUACGGGAUGUCUGGCCGAGAGCAGCUCAACCGGAAACGUAUAGAAGAUGUGAAUGUGAAAGGAACCGAAAAUGUCAUCCAGGCUUGCCUGAAGAUGGGAGUCUCACGGCUUGUUUACACCAGCACAUACAAUGUGGUCUUUGGAGGCCAGGUCAUAGAAAAUGGGGAUGAGUCUUUGCCAUAUUUGCCUCUCCAUCUCCACCCUGACCAUUAUUCCAGAACCAAAGCCUUGGCUGAGAUGAAAGUUCUGGAAGCGAAUGGGAUGCAACUUGGGAAAGGUCAAGGAGUCCUGAGAACAUGUGCCUUAAGGCCUGCUGGUAUCUAUGGACCUGGAGAACAGAGACAUCUUCCCAGGAUUGUUAGCUACAUUGAACGGGGAUGGUUUCGGUUUGUGUACGGAGAUCCUGGCAGUCGGGUAGACUUUGUGCAUGUAGAUAACCUGGUACAGGCUCACGUUUUAGCUGCAGAAGCUCUAGGAACCAGCAAGGACCAUCAAGCAGCUGGUCAGGCCUACUUCAUUUCUGAUGGUAGGCCAGUCAACAACUUUGAUUUUUUUCGGCCUUUGGUGGAAGGCUUGGGCUACACAUUCCCCUCUCUCCGCCUCCCUCUUUCACUGAUUUACUUCUUUGCAUUUCUUACCGAAAUGGUUCAUUUCAUAGUGGGGCGUUUGUAUAACUUCCAGCCCCUCCUCACUCGCACGGAGGUUUACAAGACUGGUGUGACCCAUUACUUCAGCUUGGAAAAAGCCAAGAGGGAGCUGGGAUAUGAACCCCAGAGGUACAACCUCGACGAAGUGGUUGAGUGGUUCAAAUCUCACGGCCACGGACAGAAGAUGACUGGGUACACUGCAAAAUGUUUCUUUAGGGAUGCAGCACUGAUACUGUUAUUUGCGGUGGUGGUUCUUUCAUGGUUCCCAAGUGCAGUGAGAGCCUCUAACAGGAUGCCUAGAUACUAACAUCACAGACUUUGUUGGGUCUUUCUGAUGGUGCUAAAAUAAAAAUAUAACAGCUAUGCAUCCUCUUUUACCCCUGAAAGCAGGCAGUGAGGGUUUGUCCUGUUAUGCUGACCUUACAUCCUCCAUCUUUCCAGAAUCCUCUGCAAAAAGAAACUGGAAGAAAUGUCUAACAGGCUGAGUGAUGGCUUGUUCUCUUUUUGUUCCCCAAUGCUUGUUCAGGACCAUUUGUAAACUUUUGGGACCAGUACCAGUGCCUCUGGUAGUGGAUUUAGGUGCUAUUACAGAUGGACAAAUAGUGGAUUGUUUAAUUUUUUAUUAAUCUUACCCAUGGUUCAGUUUGAACAUAACAAUAUGGAGAGGAAUGCUUGAAUUCCUUUGUAACAAGUUUUGAACCAACUCUACUGAGUGAGAUCAGAGGUGAACACAGCCUACAGGUCUCCAGAUAUUGUGAUGCAGUUCCCAUCAUCCUUGAUCUUUGGCCAUUCUGGUUUGGGCUUUUGGGAGCUGGAGAUUCACACAGCUUGCAAACAUUACUUUAAUGGACCACAUCUCCGAGAAUCCCCAGCUGGCGUAUCAACACUUGCUAUGGGAUUUUGGAAGCUGUGGUUGAAAGACAUAACAUUUCUAAGUGUUGGGAAAGUGACAUUUCCAAGGGGACUAUACAUACUUUACUCUUGCUUCAGGUCUACUAGGGCUGGGAUGGGAAUGAUGUGGCCCUCCAGAUGUUCCCAUCAGCUUUAGUCAACAUAACCAAUGGUAGGGAAUAUUGGGAGUUGGAGUCUAGAAACAUUUUGAAGGCCAUAUCAUUCCCUUCCCUGCUUUAGGAUGCCCUCGGUUCUUCUCUUUCUUAUGCCCAUCUGCCCCCAUGAUUGCCAGAAACCCUAGACUGUUCUAGGCCUAGUAUUUCCAAAACGUCCAUCCCUGGCCUUGAUUGUAGAAGUCUUCUCAGGCCCUAGUUCAAAAGUAACAUCUGAAAACAGGACAAAAAUGGCUUAUUGAGGAUUUUGAAACACAGGGUGGUUUUAUGUUCUGAACACAUAUUGCCUUCCUCGUGAAUUCUUGCUUGUUCAUCUUGGCAUCAACAGAAAAGUCAGCUGAGUUUAGAAAAAUAAACACUUUUUAAACAACCACAUGAAUCCACACAUUAUAUGGAUGGUAGCUGAGAGCUAUCAAAGUUGAGGGAUGUUGGAGAUCUAAGAAGCAGUGGCAAUAGAGAGAUAUAAAAUGGUGCAUGAUAUGAAGAAAGUAAAUGGAUAGAAUUAUUUUUUCUUCACUUCUCAUAACUUUAGAACUCAGCGUCGUCCAAAAGAAACUCUCAAGGUUAGAUGCCAUCUAACCUGUGUAAUCCAUUUUAGCUGUGGAUUUUUUCAUGGCAGAGGGAUGGAUUAUAUGACACUUGAGUUCCUGUCCUGCUCUCUAGUUCUGUAAAACUGAAUGGUAUGCCAACUGGGGCAGAUAAAAAGUUCUUUGCCACAUUGCGAACAGUUACAUUAUGUAACAUCCCUUAAUAAGAGGUGGCAAUGGCUGCCAACCUUAAUAGAAAGGGGAGAGAUUAAAUAAAUCCAUGGGGGAGUCUAUUACUCAUGGUGAUAAUACAGCAAAGGAUGAGGAAACUUUUAAAGCUAUGAAUUCAAAUUUCAGAGAAGUUCUUGGGAGAUACAUUCCAGAGGAGGACAUGGCCAAAGGCAAAAGGGAAUUGACCAAAUGUACAACAUCAUUUACUAAAAACCUCUCUGUGUCAGCAAUUUAGCAUCUUGCUGUAGGCCUUCAAGUCAUUUUUGACUUAUGGUGACGCUAUCAUAGGGUUUUCAUGGGAAGAUUUGUUCAGAGAAGGUUUGCCAUUGCCUCCUUCUCAGGCUUAGAGUAUGUCAGUUGCUCAAGGUGAUCAAGUAGAUCUCUAUGGCCGAAUGAGGAUUCAAACCCUGGUCCUCCAGAGACCUAGCCUGCAUCCAGACUGUAGAAAUAACCCAUCUUGACACCACGUUAACUGCCAUGACCCAUGGGAACUGUAGUUUGUUG